CACGUGAUUUCAUUGUUGACGCGAACGUCGACGUCCAAACAUCAACACAUCGCAUACUUACAAUCUAACUGCCAUGGCUCCAAUAGCAUUCAGCGGUACAAUACCUUCAAAGAAGAAAGCAGAUCUCCAAGCUAUAGCCCUCGCUCUCCAGAUAAGUGACGCUGGAACUAGGGAAGAUCUACAAGGUAGAAUCAAGCGUCACCUCGAGAAACACCAAUCCAAAUACGAAGAUGACCCUACCUUCUCGGGUCUGUAUGGGAAGAGGAAGAAAAGCGUGCAACCUGCUCUAGGUCGGUUCGUGCCCGGUUCACCAGAAGAAUCGGAGAAGAGCCCCCAAGUCACUCGCAGUCGUCGUACCGUCCCAGUUGACCCACGUGAGACAACCCCUGUCGACGAUAUGCGGAACGUGUCUAUGAUGCUCAAGAACCCUCCCAUCUCCCCUGAAGUCGAGCCUACUCCCUCGCCCGCUAAACCUUCUCCCCAGAAGGAGCAGCAUAGACAAGAUGAUGCUCAACCUGUCGCGUCCGUUCAAAAAACGCGUACAGUCUCUAAACCUAUUGCUGAUGCUGUCGUGGAGUCUCUCACGAGGCUCCGAAUCAGCGUGCAGAAGCGUACUCGGAUCACUUUGUUGACUACACGUGCCGCGCUCUCGGACUCUACCAAUAUUUGGUUCCUUACUGCUCUCCUCGAGCUACUCUAUGUCCUUUACAUGGUUAUUCCAUGGCAGACUGCAGAGCUAGCCUCAGGCUCAUUUCACCUAGCGAUCCCCUACCCUCCCGCUCAGACCUUCUUACAACUAUCCUUCUGGACCGUCCUAUUUCACUGGUCGGCACCCACCAUCAUCAUCCCCCUCGUCUUCGGCCUCCUCGUCUCUUUCCAUCCCGCCAAUUCUACAUCUGUUCGGAUCCCCCGAGUCAUUGCACUCGAUUCGCUUUCAGCUUCUAUCGCUCGCCUUGCGGCCCAUGUCGUCUACCCCUUCCAGACCCUCGAUAAAUCUCUCCAAGGUGUAGACGUCAUCGGUCAGAGAUGGCGCCUCUUGACAGCAUCCGUUGUAGUCGCAUUCGCAUUUGCUGAGGCCAUUUUCUCUGCGCCCAGCGCUUUUGCCGAGUCAAGGGCCCGCUUGCGCGCAGGUACUCCUAGGCGUACCAUCGCUCCUGAAGACACCCUCGUCUCUGUCGCCGCCGAGUCAUGAGUUUUUGCGCGUUUGUGUAUGCUAUAUGACGACCCGUUCAUAGAUCAUGACUAGUGUCCUUUUUUGCUUUGUCCUUGUUUGAGUUGCUGUUUUGUUACCGUUGUAUUUAUUCUUUACCUAUUGACAGUCUAUGACCUGGAGUAUUUUGUCUCUGUUCCAGCAUUGAUGCUGGCAAUGUUUUACGUCCUGUCUGUACCAUUCAAUAUACCGAUAUCAUCCCGCA
Suillus paluster is the source of this 1415-nucleotide messenger RNA. RefSeq lists its product as uncharacterized. The record is from RefSeq and is a predicted model, not a curated record. NCBI's taxonomy places the organism in Eukaryota, Fungi, Basidiomycota, Agaricomycetes, Boletales, Suillaceae. Gene Ontology annotation, cellular component: membrane. The coding region runs from base 74 to 1192 and encodes 372 amino acids. The transcript is spliced from 4 exons.